Messenger RNA from Drosophila innubila, 2790 nucleotides. Its product is annotated as calponin homology domain-containing protein DDB_G0272472. The transcript is spliced from 5 exons. Lineage: Eukaryota; Metazoa; Arthropoda; Insecta; Diptera; Drosophilidae. Gene Ontology annotation, molecular function: phosphatase binding. The record is from RefSeq and is a predicted model, not a curated record. The coding region runs from base 1 to 2670 and encodes 889 amino acids.
AUGUCGCAUCAGAAACGUCGAGAGAAAGCGAAUAAACCUACGCGUUGGGAUCGCAUUCGGAAAAGGCAGUUAAAUGCAAAUCCGCUGUCGUUUAAAACGGAUGCAGUGCGUCGCUUUAUUGAGGUGGACUACGUGGAUAAACGGCAAUCUCAACUGCUCAUCGAUGGGGAACCCAAAAAGCAACUUAAUCCGAGUGUUAUAAUGGAUAUGCGGCAUGAGAUGUUUGCUCAAAUUCCACGAAAAUUGCCACUGGCGACUGUGGCACAUGGCAGCACACUGGAGUCGACCAAGGCGCACAAUCUGGAGGUGGAACAGCGUUACAUUCACAAUCAACUGCAAAAGUUUCGCCAGCAAUUGGCCAGACAACAUCCUCCUCGCACGCUGGACCGGAAGAUUCAUGUACGUCCCAUUAAGCCAGACUUUAAGCUCAAUCAUGGUCCACUGAUGGAGAGUCUGGCGCAGGCAUCCAGGCACAUUGAUGACUUCUACAAGACACCGGUGGAUGCUCUGAGUCAGGCUGUGGAGCUGUGUGCCGCACACAAGCAGGUGGCCACCACGUCAUUGCUACGCCAGCUGGAGGCUGAGCCGGAGGCAGACCAAGAGCAUACUUGGCUGGAGCGUGGGCAAGUGAAGGAAGCGCUGGAAGUGAAGCAAUCGAAGCUGGAAGCGUGUGCGGAAUUGGACACAUUCGAGUAUCGUAAGUUUGCCAAGCAAGUGCAGCUGGACGAGAGCAGAUCCCAGCUGCUACAACGUUGCCGCACGCCAAGUCCACUGCUGACCACCGAGGAGCUGCUGAAGCCAAUGCGUGCCGCUGCCGAGCGUCAAAUGCUGCACUUGCGCACCGUGCGCUACGAGGAGGAGCUGCAGCAACAACACCGGCAGGAGCAACCGGAGACGGAUCCGGAUGACCCGCCAAAGCUACAGCGAGAAUCCUCUAGUUGCUCCAACACUAGCGAUGGCAUUGAUUCCGUCAUCUCGGAUCUGGCGGAGGAAGCUCUUUACGAGCUGCAGCUGGAAGCAGCUGAGCAGCAGAAACAGCAGCUGGACGCGGUACUGGAGGAUGCAACAGGCUCCAAGCAUGUGCAGUUCCAACUGCCCAAGCACAAAAACUCUCCAACGCCCAUCUCAAAGCCGGAGCAGACUCCUUCAGCAGUUGAGCUCGCGUUGGAGCCUUUGGUGAUCCGUCGUAUAGAAUUACCCCGGGUGAUUGUCCAGCCCAAGCAGCAGUUGGAGCCAGAAGUCCAGUCAUGUCAGCCAUGCAGCAGCAGUGAGGAUGAGCAAGCCGAAUCUGUGCCGCACGAGAAGCAACGGAUAAUUGAGCAACUGUUUCAAGCACGCGACAAUUCCGAACUGAAUCUCAUGCGAAAGUAUUUCCUCAAGUGGAUACACUACACAACAAUGGAGAAGAUCGAACGGGACUCGGGAAAUUCACAAGGCAGUCGUGUGCAGAAGAUCAACGUAUUUCUCGACAAGAUCAGGCAGGAGAAGCGUCGACAGCGUUGCAUCAAGCAAAAUCCCACUCCAAAUGAAUCCGACAAAAUAGCACAAAAGUCGCUGGAGCAGCGCGAAGAGGCGGUCAAGAUGGCUAAACAGUUUAAGAAUAAGUUAAAGGUGCAGCAGGACAUUAUUGAUUUGCAGCGCAUCAAGCUGGAGCGACAGGAGCGUUUGAUAAUGCAGCUCAAGCUCCACAAGCUCAGCGAUGAGGCGAAGGAGGCACGCGAGGAUCUCAAGCAGGAGCUGAAGACCGUCAUACGUUGCGGUGAUCCAAAGGCUAAGGCCAAGGCCAAGUGCCUGCAGCUAAUUGGCAGUCUCCGUGAUGCCGAGGAUGAGGAGCUGGAGCGACUCCAAGGCAAGGCUUUGCUCCAGCCGCGUUUCCUGCAGCACAUGCAGGAGCGGGCACUGGAGCGGAGCGUGCGUCAUGAGCAAGCGCGUCAACGCAGAGCACAAGCGGAGGCGGAACGGGAGGCAGCCAAGCUGGCCAUUGAAGAAGCCAAGCGCCAGCAGGAUGAGGAGGCCAAACUGUUGCGCAUGGAGGUGCUAAAGGAGAAGCGUCGCCAGGAGAAGAUGGCCAAAGUGCUGAAGGAGCGCGAGCGUCAACGUUUCCUUGAGAAUCAAAGGAAGGCCUUGGAGUUCGGUCGUCGUCUGUUGUUGCGUCGCGUCGGCAUGGAGGGAUUUAAGCGUUUGCUUCAACGCAAGCGGGAUAAUCAGGUCAAGUGCGAGGAGUUCUCUCGGCGCCUUUACAAGCGCAAGUAUUUCCAUGCCUGGCGCAGCUUCACCGAGUUCCGGCAACGCGAACGUCGCAUUCGUGCAGAUCAAUGUUAUUAUCGGGCGCUGAAACGUCGUGUCCUUCAUGGCUGGGUGCUCUAUGUGCACGAGGAGCGCCAAAAGAUGCAGGUGGCCAUUGAUUGGUAUGCUCUGCAUGCCACAGAGCAUUGGUUCAAUCGCUGGCUCAACUACACAAUUCAUUGUCGCCUGAUUGAGGACACAAAAAUGCGACAGUCCAUCUCGCAUCAUGAGUGGCAUCUGAAGUGGAAGGUCCUUGACUGCUGGCAACGUCUGCCGCAGAUUCUGCGUCUGGAAAAGGAGACCGAGGAGCGGCGUCAGCGUUGGCGCAUGAAAAUCUGGGAGCUGUUGCCCGACUACAAGCCAAGGGAGGACAGUUUGUGGUAGUCCAAGGAUUUCUUUAAUAUAUUGUAUUGUAUAUUCUUUUAAUUUUCCUUUACGUUUUGAUUUUAUUUAAUUCUAAAAAUUUUGUUUCUGAUUAAAUUGCAACUAGACUAAUGACUGCAA